Molecule: messenger RNA, 682 nt
Organism: Trichobilharzia szidati
Lineage: Eukaryota; Metazoa; Platyhelminthes; Trematoda; Strigeidida; Schistosomatidae
Source: the annotation of a GenBank genome assembly
GCGGGCGCAAAGAAAUAAAUCUGUCAUACACUAGCUCGUUAAGACGAUAUUGGAUAUUGGAUAGAAGUGGUGUGGCGAUUUGGUUUUUACGUUACAAAGCUACUCUAAAUGGUAGGGCGAUACUAUUUUGUCAUAUGUGGACCACACGAUGAAGCUUUGUUUGAUUUCGACUACAACUCACCAAGCAAAGCAACUACUGGAAAGACAGACGACUGUCUUCAUUUAAACCAAUUUAUUGCACAUGCGGCGUUGGAUUUGGUGGAUGACCAUGUAUGGACUAAAACAGAUACUUAUUUGAAAGUCGUUGACAAGUUCAAUGAGUGGAUGGUUUCAGCGUUUGUGACACCUGGAAGACUCCGAUUCAUUUUACUUCAUGAUGAAUCAAAUGAAAACCGUAUUAAGUACUUUUUUCAAGACACAUAUGAAGCAUAUAUAAAGCUGGCAUUAAAUCCCUUUUUUGAACGUGAUAAACCAAUAACUUCUCCUAGCUUCACUAAACGGGUGCAACGAAUUGCUAAUAAACACUUCGGUUGAUGAAUUUAUUUUAUUUAAAGUAUGAACAUAACAGAUCUUUUCUAUAUUGUUUCUAGUUAACUUCUCUUAUCCUUUUACUUCUUAAUGAUGUAUUCACAUUGUAAUAUAUUACAGUUUCUCCUGAUAAUAAAUUGUUAUUUAGCUAGUG